Molecule: messenger RNA, 411 nt
Organism: Alnus glutinosa
Lineage: Eukaryota; Viridiplantae; Streptophyta; Magnoliopsida; Fagales; Betulaceae
Product: egg cell-secreted protein 1.4-like
Exons: 1
Coding region: 1-411 (136 amino acids)
Biological process (GO): double fertilization forming a zygote and endosperm
Source: RefSeq, a predicted model, not a curated record
AUGGCGACAAAGAAUGCGUUUAUCUUACUGGUGGCGCUGAUCGCAUGCCUCUCGGCAAAUGCAACGGCAACGAGGGACCUCGCCGUCAAAUCGGGAUUCACCGCUCCGGCGAGGGUCGAAACUGGCAGAGGUCUAAUGAAUUGCUUGGUUGCCCUGAUGGGGUUUCAAUUCUGCUCAAAUGAGAUUUUUCUUAUUCCACUCAGAGGCCAUGCGAAUCUCAGCCCCGUCUGCUGUCAUGCCAUCACCACCAUCGCAAACAAGUGUUGGCCUUCCAUGCUGGCUUCCCUUGGCUUUGAAGCUAAGAAGGGCAACAACGUCCUCCUGCAUGGUUACUGUGAAGCAGUGAGUAGGCAUGUUAAGGCUUCGGUCGCAGCUGAUUCACUGCCAAAACAACUACCUCGGACUUUUUAG